AUGGCAGAGUCAGAGACAGGGGCUAGGGGAGAGUCAGAGACAGGGGCUAGGGGAGAGUCAGAGACAGGGGCUAGGGGAGAGUCAGAGACAGGGGCUAGGGGAGAGUCAGAGACAGGGGCUAGGGGAACCAGAGUAAUCGUGGUUAGGUGAGGAGAGUGGGAGUAAGGGAACAGGGAACGAACAGGGACUGGGGUGAGGGGAACAGAACAGGCCAUCUGAGCGAGGCGUGACUAAGCAUUCCCCAGUAGGUACUUAGUAUUCCCUGUAGUCCCGUGUAGCUCAGUUGGUAGAGCAUGGCAUUUGCAACGCUAGAGUUGUGGGUUCGUUUCCCAAGGGGGACCAGUAUGAAAAAUAUAUAUUUAAAAAAUUUAUGCACUCACUAACUGUAAGUCGCUCUGGAUAAGAGCGUCUGCUAAAUGACUAAAAUGUAAAAUUUGAAAAAUGAAGAAGCUGGUUGAGGAUCACAGGGGCUUGCUUCAGACCUUCUAGACCAGCCUACCGGUUCUAAAGGGGAUUAACCUUUCCCGCUUCACACAUGCCACCCGCCCCCUCUCAACCACGCCAUCGCCAUAGCGACUCCAUGCCAGCCCUGUGCCUCUUAAUUCUCGGGGCCAACUGGACGUCGAGGCGAGAUGAAGCUAACUAACAUGGCACCUCCUGUAUCUAACGCUGACAUCAAUCUGUAUAUUAGUCAACACACUAUUACACUUAAGUAUAAUUACAAGUAGUAGUUGAUAUCAGAGGCUUGUGCUAAUUGACACAUUUGCAACUAGUCCAGUUACAACAAUUAAUAAAAGACAACACACAAAUAUUCCCCAAGCUCAAGCCACACAAAUAAACAGCAGUUACCUGACCUUGCAGUCCCGAAGCAUAAAAAGCCAUGCACAAUGCUUAAUUUACUGUCCCGGCACUAGGGGUCUGCCAUUUCUCACAUAUUAAUAUUAGAUUAUAGUUGUCCGCCACUUAAGCCCCUGCUCUCUCCUCUCUCCUUGAUUAAUAGGGACACAUUGUAAAUACAAAUAUUUCAUAGCAGCCUCGUAAAGAGCUGGAUCUCUGUCAACUAUGCCCCGUAAAGUAAGCACUAUUUCCCCUUCCCCCCCCCUUUCCCCUCGUUCAUUUGAGAAAUUAACUCAAUUAAGUUUGACAGUGGGACAGGCCUGUAAUGUUGGAGGCUCAUCUGAGGCUCUCAGAGCAGGUUUCUAGAUGACUGUAAUGUUGGCGAGUGUCCUCCUUGCCUCCACUGCAGCAUUCACCUCUUCUCUUCCUCUCACAAUAACUGUCUUGCUCUUUCUCCUCAGUCCAUGCUGUUGUCGGUGCACAUCAAACGCGAGGGAGAGUCACCGGUGGUCUCCCCUCUUUCCUCUGAAGACGCCCACCACUCCGACAGAUACCAGGUGAGCUGCCUGCCCUGUGCCCUGCCUGGAGAAACAAGGGGUAGGUUCCAAAUGGCACCCUAUGCCCUAUUUAGUGCACUACUUUGACCAGAGCCCUGGUUAAAAGUAGUACUCUAUGUAAGGAAUAGGGUGCCAUUUGGGACGCUACCAGGAUGCUGCUCUUGGCCCACAUAUUUAGCAUCAUAAUCCCAUCAUCAUAUCCUGUCAUAUGACAGGAAAAAUUAAACUCUCUAUGAAACAUACUCCUGGUAAAAUAACAGGAAAUGCAAUGGAUGGACAAUGUGCAAAAACGUCCCCUGCUCUCUGUUAGAGAGGUUAAACAUUAGGCAAACUCACAGGUGUCACCGCGGCGAUGGUGAAAGACGACAAGGUAAUAAUUUGUUGUUUUAGUGUUGAACACACAACAUUGACUCAGCCAAUCAUCUCGCUAUCAUGGAGUGGAUCAGGGAGUCAAUAGAGGUCCUAGUCUCCAUCAGGAAUCAGCCAAGCCGCCUACCUCUAUCCUACCUGCUUGUGUCCCAAAUGGCUCCCUAUUUCCUAUAUAGUGCACUACUUUUGACCAGAUCCCUAUGGGCCCUUGUCAAAAGUAGUACACUAUAUAGGGAAUAGGGUGCCAUUUGGGAAGGCACCCCUCUAUCCUCCGACUAUCUCUGGUAAAGAUUUGUCCAGGCUGUAAUGUGUUUCCCUGUUCAGAUAGGUAAUCAUCCAUAGUUUACCUCAAGCUCUUAUGCUCCCUAAGCCUGGAUGGUAUCUCUUCUGGUCUACAGCAUCCUUGACAUGUUUUCCACCUCAUUCUGCUGGAGGCCUCACCACUACAGUGUGCGUCCUAAAUGACACUAUACUCCCUACACAGUGCCUUACUUUUGAUCAGACCCCAAUGGGCCCAGGUAAAAAGUAGUGCACUACAGUAUAUAGGGAAUAGGGUGCUAUUUGGGAUGUGGCCGUACAGUAGAUUAGUUAGGAUUUAACUUACUCAUACAGCACAGUGUUUUAACCGAAUCUAUAAUUAUAAUGUAGCUUAUAUACCGUACUUUUUUUCUCUCAAAGUUUAGUAUUUCAAACUCAUAUGCCAAUGAUCUAUUAUUUGGGUUAAGUGGUUUUCUUCCUUAUACCAUAAAGUGAGAACUAUUAGUGUAGGACAUCAUAUCCAUACAUUGACAGGCCUAUUAAAGGGGCAGUGUGGUUAAAGUAUAUAUUUUCAUUAGUAAAAUUGCUGCUGAAAUCAUUUCAUACAAAUGAUUAAGUAAAUGGAGACCCCAACCCCCCUGACAUUUUAGAUUUUUGUUAUUAUUCCUCAUCAUGUAAUUGUGUAAGCCGUUUAGAUAGCAUGCGUCCCAAAAGGCACCCUAUUCCCUGUCAGGUACUUUAUAUUUCAGCAGAGCACUAUGACCCCUGGUCAAAAGUAGUGCACUAAAUAGGGAAUAGCGUGUCAUUUGGGAAGCAGCCAUAGUGGAUCAUCAUGGUGCAGGUUGGAUAUGAGCAUGACUUAAGUAUCAGUGUAAGAGGCCUGUCUGGUAUAUGAUGGACGACCACUCGGCAGGAAUUUGAAUUUUUGACCACAUUCUGUGCCCGUGUCGAUGAGUGGACAUUCAUCCAUUGCCCUGACUGGCCCUGCUAGUGUCAGCACAUAGCCUACACACUCUGGAAGAGAAGGGAGAAGAAAGAUAGGUGGUCCCACUUAACCCAUAUCUUAGUGGUAUUCACAAUCACUGAUCAUGCCUGUCAGUUUCAAACAAGUUUAGAUGGAGAGAAUUCAUAGCCUAUUUCUUAUGUCACUUUGAUAUGAUGAGAUUGUACAAAAUAAGGAAACACUCAUUUUCAGAAAAUGAAAUAAAAAGUUUAUACUAUUUGUAUUGACUGCAAAAAACUAAGUUUAGAUAUGAUGCAUACAACUUGUUUACCCUACAAGUUACUUGACAAACUUGAAUAAAUCUUGAAAUCUCAUAUCAAGUCAACUUCCAUUGAAGCCAGCCACUAUAUUACUUAUUGCUGCUCCCUAGUGUCAAACGGUGGUACGACACCGGACGUCCUCUGAACUUUCACUCCUGUGUUGGUCACAUGACACGCGCCAAGCCAAGAUGGCGACGUCGAUGAACAGAGCGGCUUUGUAGGCGGCACAUUCAAUCCUUUGGCAUCCUCAUAAAAUUAUUGAUACAAAAUUGUAUUAAUGGUGCGGUCUAGUACCGGGAGACCUAAAUGAUAGACGUGAACAAGUGAGUUUGUCGGCUUGAAAAGGCUUUGAACAAAACUUGACGACCCUGUUAUGGAAGACACGAUACAGCCCAAAAGAGAAGUAGGUUUUUGUUUACUAUCAAGAUGUAGCUUGCAGGGCACACUGUAGAAUCCAAAGCAAUCCAUCCAUGCACUGCUACUAAUGUAUCUAUGAACAUUAUAAAUUCAAAGGUCCAUAUCUAAUGCAUAUUUUGUGUGAUUCCUUUCUUCCUACCUGCAGACAUUUUUACGAGUGCGGGCAAAUAGGCAAACCCGAUUGAAUGGUAUGUAUACAUUUCAUUUUUCUUUUGAAAGUUAAAUACUUUUCAUAAGCAUCUUACACGUUUAUGUUUUUCAUAAGGCAACUUAUUUAUUUCUAACAGCAUUUCUGGUACAACAUCCUGUAGAAUUACAGCAUAUAUAUUAAUAUAUAUAUUAAUGAAGAUAUCAUGAUCUCAUCACCUGCAACAUCACAAAACCCACUUGUAUGCAAUGACAUGAUUAGAGCCUAGCUUCAUUGUCUUGGUGAAAUUGUGCAGUAAUGUUCUGAAAUAAUGCCACUAUCGGCUUGUGACAUGAUUAAAUCAUGUCUAUUUAGGUUAUUUCCUAAAACAAGAUAUUUCCCUAUCAAAUAAUAUUCUAUUCAUAUUUAUUAAGUAGCCUAAACAGUUUUAUUUUAUACUUUUUCAAUACACUACUGAAAAUGAAGGUUGCUCAACCAAAUAUCACCUGUAUUACAGUUGGUGGAAUUGUCAAUACAUGUUGAAGCAGCAACUGGUGAGGCGCAUGUGCAUCUUCAGUAUGGUGACCAGAUUUUGGAAAUUUAAAUCAUUUUAUUCAGUUAUGUAGCUGCACCAAAAAUGUAUACAUUGUAUGGAACUACCAAUUUUUACUAUAGCCCUUUAAAAUACUUUUUAAUAAAUGAAAACAGAAAUGCAUUACUCCGCCACAGUUUUCGUAAUCCUAGCUUAUCUAGUAAUUUUAGAAUCACCCAAGUUUGGUAGCCUAUGCUGUUGGAUGCACUUUAUGGCCAUGGCCGUAGUUGUUCAUGCGGUUACAAUGUAUCACUGAUCAAACAUUCUCAUUAGGUCCGAGGCAAAGCUGCUGUAGCAAACAAGUUUUGUACAGGGACAGACAUUUUUACAUGCAAAUCUGAUUGGAUACUGUGUUUGAUUAUUGAAAUAUCAGCCUCAAUUUAUCUUCGAGUUGCUUUAUUCUUUCUGAGGGCUAAUCAGGGACAGCUAUAGCCGGAGACAGGCCACCAAUGGGGACUGUCCCCGGAAAUUGGGGAUGUCUGGUCACCCUAAUAUUCAGAGUGGGAGGACAGAUUCAUAGGUCUGGAUGGAUCAACUGACAGAGAGAGUCUGAGUCUGUGGGACCUUGACCAGGCAGGGUGGCCAUGAGUGAGAUGUCAAUCUGACCUGUGUUUGGUUGGAUUGUGAUAGGUGUGACUGACCACACAUUUCUACCCUGCAUAGCCAAAAUCUUGGCUCUGUCAUCUAUAUCACACAUUAUGGCUCAAUAUAGCCAGAGGACCAUGUUGAACACAGCCCUUGCUGACAGCCCAUUCACACUGUGGACCAGCUCCAGGUUGUAGCCUACAUUACAGCUACAGAGCCAGGCCUGCCCCUUGUUGACCCACUGAGUGUGAUAGCAGGGCUGGCUGGUGGGGGGGUCGGGAGCCCUGGCUGCCCCUGUGUGUAUCCCUCCCUGAUUUUCCCUUGACCUAGCGCCUACACGAGCAGAGGAUCUAUUAACCCUUGACCUUCUUGAUAUGUUAACAGUCGAUGACCUCUGCUGGUGCAGGCGCUACGCCAAGGAAAGUGUCAAAAGUGCUCCCCUUGGACUGCACAACGGAGCCCCCCUUGCCCCCUGCUGCAUUCGCCACGGUAAGCGCCUGCCCCCAGUCCCCUCCUCAACACCCCCGAGCUAGCUCACUUCAGGCCCAGUCUCCCUCCCUGCCUCCAUUGACAUUUAGCGUACACCAGCCUCGGCUCGGCAGCAGCCUCACUGCUGCUACGAAAUGAAACGGUGCCGACUUUGUUUAAACUCAGGCCUCCAUUAAUGUCUAUUACCUCUCAUGUGGAACCUGAAUGAUUUUUUUUUUGGGGGGGGGGCUUGUGCCGUGCCUAAUUAAUCGUCCCUUUCUCUCUGCGUUUAAUGACGCCCUCCUCGAUUACCAUCACCCGUUCCCUGGCCUGGGAGAGAGAUUAUGAGGAGCUUUCCCAAUAUCCCUGGAGUUAUGGCGCAUUGUCCCUCCUCCUCCUCUCGCCAUCCCUCCUCAGGUCCCCCUUGGCCCCUUUCGCAAAUCACAGCCACCUAAAAAUUAAUGUCCCCGCACGCCAUUUGCAGUUAAGAAAAGUCGACAAAGACUUACGGCGCAAUGGCUGCUGUUCUGCUGUGUUAAAUUUCUAAUUAUGCGCGUGGUGGGGGGGGGGGGGGGUCGUAGACUAGAGAGAGACGUGGAAGGAGUGUUCAGUCACGUGACCUAGACCUACAGUAGACCAUCUUUACCUAUCAUCCUGGAGAAAGAUGAGGAACCUUCUCUAGGUUUAGGCAUCCUCCUAAAACACUGUUUGGACCUAUUAAGAGAAUAGAUUGCCCUCUCUCUAUGUCCUGUCAAUGUGUUAUAACAUGUAGGGGUAGUAGACCAUAGUUGUGGCACUGGGGAUGGUUCUCCUAAAACAGUGUUCCCAUGAAGAGAGUAGAUUGCCCCCUCUCUUUGUCAUGGCACUGUAUUAUAGGCCUAACAUUAGCGGGUAGUCUCGUGACGUUAGAGUAGUUGUGGCACUGAGGAUGGUUGUCAUGGCGGCCUCCCUGCCCGCUGUUGUAAUUCCUGAUCUUCUGGUACCAGGCUAAACGCUGUGGCAUCGUCUGGGAGACCUGGGGCACAUCGAUUCCCCUCCACUCCGCUGACCCGCGUUAUUCCCAGCGAGGCAGCAAACUUCUCUGACAUGUUGUGAAUGCCAAUAGCGUUCACUGCUGCUCUUUUGCCCAGAAGAGGAGAGAGACACACAGCACACAGCUGGAGGACAGAGGAGGUAGAAAACUCCCAAAAGGCUACCAUGAAUUUACUGUGUGUUUUUGGUCCAUGUCAAAUUCAAUACCGGUUGCCAUAUUAAAAGAGCCUGGUUUUGAGGCAUUCUGCUGGGCUGUAUUGCCUGCUAUGAGCCUGGUUAUCCACACUGACAGAGGGUUUAAUAUUAUCAAAUAACUCAUAUCAGAUUCUAAUCAAGAACAUUUGGUUCAUUCUGUUUUUUGGAUUGAGUCCUCUUUUGCUGCAUUUCAACCAAUCAUGUCAUUGUAGCCACAUUGCUGUCUGCUGAAGUCAAUUGACUUUUUUUAACCAAUCAAUGUGAUAUUUCAGGACGCAACUUAAAAAAGAGAAAUACAAAAACAAGUCCCAGAUUUCCAUGUAUUUCCCCAUGUUUCUAACCACCUCUUCCUCUGUUUCUUUGUGUUUCAGCCCGGAUUGGGAAGAUGAAGCGCCGGAAGCCAGAGGAUGGGCAGGUAUGUCCACUGUGCAGCGCGCCGCUGGCAGGGACAGAGGAGGAGAUGAGUAGGCAUGUGGAACAAUGUCUGUUCAAGGUAGCCUCACGUCCGUACCCGUUCCCCCUUAGCCUCAGGCCUCUAGUCAACCAGUCACCACUCUAGUCACUGGUCACCACCACGCUAUCUAGUAUCUAUCCACUCUGCUCCCUCUCUUUCCCCUGGACCUGACAUUACAUAGACACUACAUAGACAUGACAUAGACUCAGAACACAUACAGUGAGGGAAAAAAGUAUUUGAUCCACUGCUGAUUUUGUACGUUUGCCCACUGACAAAGAAAUGAUCAGUCUAUAAUUUUAAUGGUAGGUUUAUUUGAACAGUGAGAGACAGAAUAACAACAACAAAAUCCAGAAAAACGCAUGUAAAAAAUGUUAUAAAUUGAUUUGGAUUUUAAUGAGGGAAAUAAGUAUUUGACCCCCUCUCAAUCAAAAAGAUUUCUGGCUCCCAGGUGUUUUUUAUACAGGUAACAAGCUGAGAUUAGGCGCACACUCUUAAAGGGAGCGCUCCUAAUCUCAGUUUGUUACCUGUAUAAAAGACACCUGUCCACAGAAGCAAUCAAUCAAUCAGAUUCCAAACUCUCCACCAUGGCCAAGACCAAAGAGCUCUCCAAGGAUGUCAGGGACAAGAUUGUAGACCUACACAAGGCUGGAAUGGGCUACAAGACCAUCGCCAAGCAGCUUGGUGAGAAGGUGACAACAGUUGGUGCGAUUAUUCACAAAUGGAAGAAACACAAAAUAACUGUCUAUUUCCCUCGGCCUGGGGCUCCAUGCAAGAUCUCACCUCGUGGAGUUGCAAUGAUCAUGAGAACUACACGGGAGGAUCUUGUCAAUGAUCUCAAGGCAGGUGGGACCAUAGUCACCAAGAAAACAAUUGGUAACACACUACGCCGUGAAGGACUGAAAUCCUGCAGCGCCCGCAAGGUCCCCCUGCUCAAGAAAGCACAUAUACAGGGCCGUCUGAAGUUUGCCAAUGAACAUCUGAAUGAUUCAGAGGAGAACUGGGUGAAAGUGUUGUGGUCAGAUGAGACCAAAAUAGAGCUCUUUGGCAUCAACUCAACUCGCCGUGUUUGGAGGAGGAGGAAUGCUGCCUAUGACCCCAAGAACACCAUCCCCACCGUCAAACAUGGAGGUGGAAACAUUAUGGUUUGGGGGUGUUUUUCUGCUAAGGGGACAGGACAACUUCACCGCAUCAAAGGGAUGAUGGACGGGGCCAUUUACCGUCAAAUCUUGGGUGAGAACCUCCUUCCCUCAGCCAGGGCAUUGAAAAUGGGUCGUGGAUGGGUAUUCCAGCAUGACAAUGACCCAAAACACACAGCCAAGGCAACAAAGGAGUGGCUCAAGAAGAAGCACAUUAAGGUCCUGGAGUGGCCUAGCCAGUCUCCAGACCUUAAUCCCAUAGAACAUCUGUGGAGGGAGCUGAAGGUUCGAGUUGCCAAACGUCAGCCUCGAAACCUUAAUGACUUGGAGAAGAUCUGCAAAGAGGAGUGGGACAAAAUCCCUCCUGAGAUGUGUGCAAACCUGGUGGCCAACUACAAGAAAUGUCUGACCUCUGUGAUUGCCAACAAGGGUUUUGCCACCAAGUACUAAGUCAUGUUUUGCAGAGGGGUCAAAUAGUUAUUUCCCUCAUUAAAAUGCAAAUCAAUUUAUAACAGUUUUGACAUGCGUUUUUCUGGAUUUUUUUGUUGUUAUUCUGUCUCUCACUGAUCAUUUAUUUGUCAGCGGGCAAACGUACAAAAUCAGCAGGGGAUCAAAUACUUUUUUCCCUCACUGUCUGACAAGCUCUUCUUUUAGUUGUCUCUCUCCUGUAGGAAAAUCUUCUUCCUCCUCUGAAUCUCUGGUUCCUAAAUAGAAUAGAUGGCAAGUGAGGCCUCCUGACCAACUCAAAAAUGCAUUCUCACUCACACUGUAACACCUCACUUUAGCUCACAGAAUAUAAUGUAUUUAUUUAUAGAAAUCAUGCUUUCUAUAACGUUGGUCAUGAUGCUGCACUCGCCCCCCUACUUUGGUGAUGUUUUUUCCAAAUUUCACAGAUCCAUUAGUUGUAGUUCUAUCACCUAUUGUACAUCACAACUAGUUUUGUAUUAAUAAGAAAUAUUUAACAAGUAUUGAUAAGUUGAUAAGCAUUUUGGUGAUAUGGUAUACUUGGAAUAGUUUUUGGUUGAUCAUUUUGAUUAUGCGAAUAGUUCCAAAUUCUGACAUAGGAGAACAUGUAUUUUUCCGCACUCAGCCCUACCCUGUGUCUGGUUCAGUGUUGACUGUGUCUUGUUCUCUCAGAGGGAGGGUGCGUUUGCUGAGGAUGACUCUGCAGACAUGGACGGAGAGAACGGGACCCGCUUCGAGGAGUACGAGUGGUGCGGCCAGAAGAGGGUCAGAGCUACCACCCUGCUGGAAGGAGGCUUCAGAGGUACACUAUACAGUGACACUAUACACCUAUGGGCCCUGGUCAAAAGUAGUGCACUAUAAAGGGAAUAGGGUGCCAUUUGGGACGCAACCCUAUUUUUCACACUAAGAAAAUAAAUUAGUCUACUUUGGUUCAAAACAUUUAUGUAACAUUUGAGAAUCAACUAAAUAUUUAGGGUAGCUGAAAGUAUAAGAGUCUGGAAACCCAGUGCACCAAAUGCCUUCCACCACAGCACUCAAUCUAAACGUCAUUCCCUGCUAGUCCCAAGCCCCCUCAGUAACAACAACAGGGUGAGGCGGUGUAUCAUUGCCUUUUAAAAGGACUUAACAGGGUGCAGAGGCUAACAUGCCUACCAUGCCCACGAUUACAGGGUGGACAGCUCUAGGUUUACGUGCCACGAUUACAGGGUGGACAGCUCUAGGUUUACGUGCCACGAUUACAGGGUGGACAACUCUAGGUUUACGUGCCACGAUUACAGGGUGGACAGCUCUAGGUUUACGUGCCACGAUUACAGGGUGGACAGCUCUAGGUUUAUGUGCCACGAUUACAGGGUGGACAGCUCUAGGUUUACGUGCCACGAUUACAGGGUGGACAGCUCUAGGUUUACGUGCCACGAUUACAGGGUGGACAGCUCUAGGUUUACGUGCCACGAUUACAGGGUGGACAGCUCUAGGUUUAUGUGCCACGAUUACAGGGUGGACAGCUCUAGGUUUAUGUGCCACGAUUACAGGGUGGACAGCUCUAGGUUUAUGUGCCAAAUUACGCCCUAUUCCCCAUUUAGUGCAUUACCUUUGACCAGGGCCCAUAGUGCACUAAAUAGUGAAUAGGGUGCCAUUUGGGAUGUGCCCUCUGGCUCCAGCUGCAGUGUGAGGGCAUGUAGCCCCGGUCCAGGCAGGGGUCAGCCCAGUCUGGCCCUGGCCCCUUUAGGAGAGAAAGGAAAACACAUUUAGCUGUGCAAUUGACCUGUCUGAACCGGUGAGGAGUGGUGUGUGGAAGGGAAAUGGGCCAGUGACCCUUUGGGUUCCCCUCAGCCCAGCAAUGCAAUUAUAGCAAUGGACACAAAGCUGCCCACUAGGGAACAGACUACUCUCUCUCUCAUGUUCUCUCCAUUUAUUUUUCUCUCACUCUUUCUUUCUCACAUUCCAUCUCCCUCUCGCUAUAUCUCUCUCUCCCUCUGAAACAUAUCUUAGCUAAGCUCACGUCAUCAAUAGGAAGGGCUAGAAUUCAAUACAUAAUCCAUUAUCAGUAAUCGUUGACAACAAGACGUCAAUGGGCUAUUGAUUACAUUGCUCAAUAAAUUGUCUAUUUUAAUUUCUUUUUCUCCAAUAGUGAACUUUUAAACGUAGGCGAUCAAGCAACCAGAUAGAUCUAGUUUAGUGAUUUAGAUGCUAUAAUAAAUGUAUCCAACCUAACCGCUAUGUGCUCACGUACAUGAUUGGUGAAUAUUUAGUAGGCCAUUGGUCUGUGAUCAAUAACUAGUGUAGUCCGCUUAAUUGGACAAGUGUAUGAUUUGGUUGUAGGUCAGUGUUCAUUAUUUCAUGUCCGACAGACAGGCCUUACUUCAUUGCUAGCGAGAGCUGUAAAAAUGAAUUGGACACAGGUCCUCGUGGUGUGUCUAUAGAUCACAGGAAAGUGAAGUCCUCUUCUUUAAGGUCCUCUUUAAACCUUGCAAAGUCACUAAACCCCCCAAGUCCCCAAAUUCGAUCCAGAGUAAAACUACAUUACAAAGCCCAAUAAGACGUGAGCCUUUUGGCUCCUCUAUCUCUCUCGCCGCAAACCUGUCCAGACAGACUGAUAUCAACGGCCUACAGAUCAAUUUGAAUUCUCGACUGAACCUCCUGAGCAGGAGGCUGUCUGUCCAUUCAUCUAAUGAGCAGUAGACCCCUUCUGGCGGGCUGUGAUAGCCCGGCGUCCUGUGAUGUUGUGAUGUGACACAGAUAAGGGCUGGUCAAAGUCAGAGGUGCUGCUGCUGCUCCAACCAGCCUGGUGAUACCACUUGAAAGCAACCCCCCCUAGAAGCUCAGAAGGUGGAUUUGCCUUGAAAGCUCUGCUGCAGUCAACCAUGGUUCAAUGGGUCCAGCCAGGCAGAAUCCACCAUCCAUCCAGCCCAGGGGGGGGGGGGGGUGGUUGAUGCGGGGAGGAGAGACGGUGACAAGGGGCUUCAAUUGGAUAAAAGGCCUAAGCUAUCCUCUGUGAGACACCAACACCGCCACCUCUGUCCCUUUGAGAGGAAAGGCAAAGGGAAGCCCUUUAAACAGCACAGAAAAGUCGAAGACAGGCAGAGGGUGGGAGGAAAAUCGAACAGGAUCACUUUCUGCUUGAGACGUGUGGGGCCCUGUUCCUCCUGUGUACAUGGCUUAUGAGGACCUGGGAGACAGCUCUAAAGGCUGCUGUAUUGAUGAAGGAGGUCAGAUCUGAUCCCAACAGCCUGAUAGUGAAGACCAAGGCUAAGUGGGCUGAUCCAGGGAGAGAGGAUUUGGGCCUGCUGACUGGAGAUGGCACCGGUAUAUAAGGCGGUGCUUUCUCCUUUGUAAAUGGGCUUCCAUCUCUGUCCCCUCAUCUCUCCAGACGGGUCCUGUAAAUGCCAGUGAGAUAUGACAGCCUUCAACCAGAGCCGACUGGGGAGGGCUGAUAAGGGCUAUCAGUGCCAUGGCAACCGGGUGUUGUUGGUCAGGCUGUCUCUUAUGUUGAUUGGCCCCUUGACCCUCCCUCGCUACUCACAUCUCAGAAACCUAACGUUGUCACUGACUCUGUCUCUGCGGUAAUAGGUGGUAUAUGGAGAUAGGUGUGCCGUGUCACAGUCAGGUCCAUGUUACACAGGCAAGAACACAUGUAUUUUACAUGUUCAAGUCGAUGAGAGAGAGCGAGAGAGAUAUAUGUGUAUAUAUAUAUAUAUAUAUAUAUAUAUGCUGCUGACCUUUUCAGGGGAGAUUAGAUUGCCUGCCAAGACUGGUUAAAGGGAGAGAUAAGGGCUGAGCAGCAGGACCAGACCAUGCUGGCCAGCCCAACAACAUGGCUGAGUCCCAAACAGCACCCUAUUCCCUAUUUGAUGCAUUACUUUUGACCAGGGCCCGUAGGGCUCUGCUCAGAAGUAGUGCACUAAAUAGGAAAUAGGGUGCCAUUUGGGACGCAGCCCAUGACUUAAGACUGCUGUAGUCCUCUCGUCUGCUCAUGGGACAACAACAGGGUCUGACGCUUAGACUUUGGACAAUCCAAUUUCGGCUGGAUAGUUAGGCUACAUGCCACCUGCUUUUAUAGCAUCCCUUCGUUUUAGUUUCUAUCAGUCAGCUAUCAGUGUGAUGGGGAUCUUGUUUUCCCUACUAGUCUUUAUAGUCCUCUUCCACACUUACCGCUGUGGUGAAUUAAGAUUGAACUGGAUCGAAUGCAGCUGUAGUAGUCUGCCCAUCUCUGUCAGUUCCAGUUGGGGAGAGUAUAUUUAAGGGGAAUAUUUAUCCAUGUCCCACUGGGUUUAAUGCUAAUCCCAUCUAGUAAAACUGAACUCUGGAAAGCCCUCUUCUUAGAACCACUGUGGCCCCAACACUGUUGGGGGUUGGGGACAGUGAAAGCAUCUAGAACCAUUCUCUUUAGCCACCACAACACCACAGUCUUCUAAAAAUCAAUGCUGUGCUAUCUCUCCCAUCCCUUCCCAUCUCCUGGCUCCAGCCAUGCAUCGCUAACUAGCCGCAGUAUCAAUACCCUGAUCAAUUGAUUGGAAUAACAGUGAUUUCUGGUUCCUUCCAACCCUCCACCACUACAGAGACCCAGAAGGCAGGCAGCCUCUUCCCCUCUCUCCGUGGAGGCUGGAGGAAGCUGUGCUAAGGCACUGGAGCUGCUGCUGGAGAAGAGAGGGUAAAAACCAUGUCCCUGCCUGCCAUCAAGGCUAACCCUUUUUACAAUGUGCCCAUGCUUUUCAGUGAUCAUAUAAAAGGGACCUUUUACGUUUUAUUUGAUUCCUGUGGCUACGUGGAAUAUAUCUGAACAAUGGCUGUGGUGCACAAAUAUGUCUGUUUAGCUGCUUGUGGCAGAGACAGUAGUACUAGACAGCUGAGGGGACCAGUGGGCAGAUACUAUUUAAAUAAUCUCAAGGUCCCUGAAUGGUGGUGGUCUAUCUGGAUAGGACAGGCUCCCAUGCUGCCCACUGGGCCCCUCAGCUGUCUAGUACUACUGUCACUGCCACCAGCAGCUAAACAGACAUAUUUGUGCACCACAGCCAUUGUUCAUAUAUAUGCUCCACCCAGCUACAGGGAUGAAAUAAACUCAAAAGGUCCCUUUUACACUGAACGAAAAUAUAAACGCAACAUGUAAAGUGUUGGUCCCAUGUUUCAUGAGCUGAAAUAAAAAAAUCGCAGACAUUUUCCAUACGUACAGAAAGCUUAUUUCUCUCACAUCUUUUGCAGAUGUUUUUUUACAUCCAUGUUAGUGAGCAUUUUUCCUUUGCCAAUAUAAUACAUCCACCUGACAGGGGGGAGGGGGGGUUCUGAGGAGUAUUUCUGUCUGUAUUAAAGCCCUUUUGUGGGGAAAAACUCAUUUUGAUUGGCUGGGCCUGGCUUCCCAGUAGGUGGGCAUAUGCCCACCCAUGGCUGCACCCCUGCCUAGUCAUGUGAAAUCCAUAGAUUAGGGCCUAAUUGUUUCAUGUUGCAUUUUAUAUUUGUUCAGUAUAUAUGAUCACUGAAAAGCAUGGGCGCAUUGUAAAAAAUGGUUAGCCUUGAUGGCAGGCAGGGACAUGGUUUUUACCCUCUCUUCUCCAGCAGCAGCUCCAGUGCCUUAGCACAGCUUCCUCCAGCCUCCACGGAGAGAGGGGAAGAGGCUGCCUGCCUUCUGGGUCUCUGUAGUAGGUUGGCCUUAGAACCUCUAUCCAUGACUCUACCUUUUGUCUUUGUAUGAGCCCAUGCCAUUUUUUAUCCUUAACAGCUGAGUCUGUCUGUACUCCACCACUGUACCAUCUCCUGUCCUGACAUGAGUCAGCUAUCAGUGUCCAGCCCUAGACGAGUGGGAGACUCGGCCCCUGACCACUCAAUCAGCCCCCAGCACUGUGUGUGUCUCAAGGGUAGCACAGGCAGGGCCCUAAGUGGAGCUGAAAGGGCCAGUCAGAGCGCAGCAGGAGUUUGUCUGGGGAGCCGCUCAUCACAUGGUUUCUAGAGGUGCCAGUCAGACCCUACCGCCAGUCAGUCAGCCCCUCCCAGACCGCCACGCUCCCAUAACCAGAUAACCAGCCACUGGCAGCUGACAGACAGCUGACACAACCCCCUAAACUCCCUCCCUCUCUCCCCCAGUCUGCAGCUGACAGCCUCACCUGGCCAACAACACUUCACAGAAAAGGAGGGCGAGAUGGCAGCAUCUCAACAUGUCCAUUUCAAUCAGUCUGCUUUAGCAGCAGGUUUAAUAGACAAACUCAGAUCUUUCGUAACCUGCUGGUCUACAUGUGUAGAGAGAGGGAUAGGCAGACAGGGUCUUAGAGAAAAGGCUUGCUACUGUUUGUUGGAGGCCUGGUUUGCAAUGUCAUCCCAUCUGAAAUUACAGAAAUGAAUGUUUCAGAGGUUGUGAAGUAUAUACCAGCCAUACUCAACUGGCGGUUCGCAUCCGGACCCAGAACAGGGCCCCAUGUAGCUCAGUUGGUAGAGCAUGGCGCUUGCAACGCCAGGGUUGUGGGUUCGAUUCCCACGGGGGGCCAGUGUGUAUAUAUAUAUAUAUUUUUUUUUUAGAUAAAAGGUAUGCACUCACUAACUGUAAGUCGCUCUGGAUAAGAGCGUCUGCUAAAUGACUAAAAUGGAAAUGUAAUAAAUACUUUUUAUAACCUGUCAGAAAUGUCCAGUUUAUCAACUACUAGCCUGUGUUAGGUAAGUUAGGCUAUCUAAAUCCUGUAGUUAUCAUGGCCAGAUUACGUGCCCGGGGGCCUGCAUUUCAAAUCAAAUCAAAUCAAAUUUUAUUGGUCACAUGCGCCGAAUACAACAGGUGCAGACAUUACAGUGAAAUGCUUACUUACAGCCCUUAACCAACAGUGCAUUUAUUUUAAACAAAAAAGUAAGAAUAAAACAACAACAAAAAAGUGUUGAGAAAAAAAGAGCAGAAGUAAAAAUAAAGUGACAGUAGGGAGGCUAUAUAUACAAUAGAAUAAAGUGACAGUAGGGAGGCUAUAUAUACAGGGGGGUACCGUUGCAUAGUCAAUGUGCGGGGGCACCGGCUAGUUGAGGUAGUUGAGGUAAUAUGUACAUGUGGGUAGAGUUAAAGUGACUAUGCAUAAAUACUUAACAGAGUAGCAGCAGCGUAAAAAGGAUGGGGUGGGGGGGCAGUGCAAAUAGUCCGGGUAGCCAUGAUUAGCUGUUCAGGAGUCUUAUGGCUUGGGGGUAGAAGCUGUUGAGAAGUCUUUUGGACCUAGACUUGGCACUCCGGUACCGCUUGCCGUGCGGUAGCAGAGAGAACAGUCUAUGACUAGGGUGACUGGAGUCUUUGACAAUUUUGAGGGCCUUCCUCUGACACCGCCUGGUAUAGAGGUCCUGGAUGGAAGGGAGCUUUGCCCCAGUGAUGUACUGGGCCGUACGCACUACCCUCUGUAGUGCCUUGCGGUCAGAGGCCAAGCAGUUGCCAUACCAGGCGGUGAUGCAACCAGUCAGGAUUUGAUUUUGUUGAGUCACUCCGGUGUCAUAUGAACACACAUAAGAUAUGGCAAAAUGUGUAGAAUUGCAGGAAAUGACCUUUUUAAAACUGCAAAAUGUUCUCUCCACCAACAAGAGGGCUGUGUAGAGUUUGAACAGUGUGGGGUCGCAUUGGUUGCGAGAUGGGGGUUUGUUACUACACCGAUCCAUGAAAAUAUCGUUUCAGACCUUUGCCACCUAGGAAAUUUGUGUGACCGGAUCUUCCCAAAUAGUAGUUGAGUACCCCUGGUAUAUACACUAUUUACACAAAUAGUUAUUUUCCUCCUCAACAUUGACAAAGGUUGCAUGGUCUGAAAGACACUGACUCCCUCCUCUCUCGCCUCCCUGCCUCUCCUCAGGAACAGGCUUUGCCAUGUGCAGCACGAAGGAGAACCACGACAGCGACGCCGACCUUGACGUGGAUGGAGACGACACACUGGAGUACGGCAAGGCCCAGUACACUGAGGCAGACAUCAUUCCCUGCUCCGGAGAGGACCAAGGAGAAGCCAAAGAACGGGAAGCCCUACGCGGCGCAGUGUUGAAGUAGGUUCUCACUCAUACCACUCUACUAUAUGCUAGUCAACUCUACUCUAUUGACGACUUCCUGUCUGUGGCGUUGAGCUCCUUCUCAUGACAUAGUAUUAUGUUUGUUUCUGCUCUUACAGUGGUGGAAUGCCAUCCAACAGAAUAACGCCAGAGUUCUCCAAAUGGGCCAGUGAUGGUGAGUUAAGGCUUGAAACAAGAUGUCAUCCUCUAUAUUUUUGGUUACCUUGUUGAAAUCUUUCGACCGUAUUGAUUAAUGUUGAGGUUGGUGCUAAUAGCUCCCCGUCUCUCUCUCUGCAGAGAUGCCCUCUACGAGCAACGGGGAGAGCAGCAAGCAGCAGCUGCCUCAGGAGCCCAACGCCUGCUCAUCCUCCAACGCGCCCCGGACCUGUAAAAACAGCGAAAUAGAGAAGUAAGAAUCAUCCCCCCAUCCUCUCUUCUCAGUACACACACACCUGCCCAGGCUGAAAUCUAACCACUGCCUCCCCCAUUCCUCUCAUGUCACGUUUCUAUUACUCUCAGAUGAGUUUCUCUUUCCUUCCUACACUUGGCCAGUUAUGUCAUAAAUGAUGCAUUUUGUGUGGUCGUUUUUCCUCCUGCGGUGAAUCUAGCGAAGCCUCACUUUGUCCCCUGGUCUGAUCACAGGAGAGUCCCACCGUAUUGAUCCCCUCUCUGUAGCUGUGUGCUCCAUCUGGGCCAGACACACAGCACCACGCAGGAAUCCUAAUAUCACCACACACACUACCUCCCCCCUUCUGCUAUCUAGCUGCUGUACCUAGCCACCUACCUCCCCAAUUCAUUACAACCUAAUCAUGUGUAAUUGUUUGCCUAGCUGCUGCUCUACCAUCCUCCAGUAGUGUUCACACACUCACACACACACACUCACACACACACACACUAGGCCUGGUGAGAAGCAACAGGCCGGCAGACCUCCUAGUGUAGUAGAAACACAGGCAGUCUCCCUAGCCUCCCUACCAAACACCAGAUAAAUGUGAAUAAUCUGUGCAUGGUAAAGGCCAGCCUCUCUAAUUCCCUCAUCUCCAUGUCCUCAUCCAUAUUCCCCGACAUGUGGCGCCCGGAAGCAGGGCCGGCCCCUGAAUGGGUAAUUGGGGUCAGAGCAGCACAGCUAGUGGAGAGAGAGCGGGGGAUUGUGGUUGAUUGCUUGUUUCUGCAUGUGUGGCAUAUUCCUCCUCUUGCUCCCCAUUUUGGCUCAGUUGCUUCGGUUUUCCCCAACCCUAUCUUAAACGUGGCCACGGGUCGGAAACUGCAAACUGCAGUCUGCCACUGCCUUCCAUCACAAUCUCUCUGUCUCUUCCUUCUCACUCCUUCCUCACAUCUCAUUUGGCUGUUUCCUUUCCCCAGCCCUGCUCACUCUGACUGAGAUAAAUGAAUGUUUUGGUUUCAACAAAGCAACCAAACGGCUCCAUUUCUUAUUCUCCCUCAGCCGCCAUCAUCAUCAUUGACUUCCUGUGAAGGGCAUAGUAGUACGAGCGUAGCAAGUGUUUUAUAAAUCCACACAUGAUUACUUCCUCUUAACACCCGUAGACACACACACACACACACACACACACACACACACACUCUUCUCCACUGACUGUCUCCUCUUGGGAGGGCUGCCCUGCCUGCCCGGCAGGCUAAAUGCUUCAUUGCUCAGCUAUCAUAGAGCUGCUCUAGCCACAUAUUGAAUAUCAGCCUGCUGUUGGAGAACUGAACUGGUGCAUAAUCAGAGCAGCUUGAGAUGUAUUGAUCUCGGCUGCGUCCCAAAUGGCACCCUAUUCCCUACAUAGUGCACUGCUUUUGACCACGGCCAAUGGAAAAGUACUGCACUAUGAAGGGAAUAAGGUCCCAUUUGGGACGUAGACCUGAUCUGUGCUCAUCGGUGCACUGUGAUCACGUAUCUGGUCCGAUCCCUCCCUCCCUCUCUCUCCCGGAUGAAGGUGUGUGUACCCAGGAUAAAUGUGUGUGUGUGCAGAGUGGGGGGAUGAAUUCAUCAUCAGUACAUCCUCUGUGGCAGCGUCAUUAUGAUCCGUCUGUGUGGCAGACAGACAGACUGAGAGAUGUAAACACAGUGACUGUCUGAGGGUUAGGGAGGGAAAGCCUUGUGUCCAUAAGGAAAACGGUGUAGGGGUUUAGGAAUAGUGAGGUUGAUUCAUUUUUUUUGGCCGUGUAGAUAGACGGGGGAUCGGCAUGAAGAUAGACGGGGGAUCGUUCCCUAAGUGGUGAAGCCAGAAGCAUGACUACUUAGGAGAUUGAUUCAUCGCUGUAACUAUGUUGAAACUCCCUGCCUCCCUUCUCACAUACACACACACACACACGCUCGCCCUCACAGCCGCAGAAAGAGAAUACCGCUCUGUGCCAUUAUAUGAAGGAGUAGGGGUAUUAGGCGUGUUAGGCGCACUGGGCAUAGAUCACUCCUGCUGGUUGAUGUCAGACAGAAGGAAGAGUAGGCUUUAGCCAUGAGAAGGGCCUCCUACCUGCCUCCUCAAUCGGCUUUAUUAGCUUAGCUAUCGGCUGCUCUGCUCUCCUCCAGACGUGACACAGGCCUAUUUAUUUAAUAUCAUAUUUCCACCAGCCAGGCAGAGAGAGAGAGGGGUUCACCAACCAGUCUGCUCUGGAGCACUGACUUUGUGUCUUAAAUGGCACCCUAUUCCCUGUAUAGUGCACUACUUUUGAUUGUGCCCUAUGUGGAAAAGGAAGUCAAACAUAGUGCACAAUAUAGGGAAUAGGGUGCCAUUUAGAAUGCAUCUACAGACAGUCACAGUAACUCUUCAGCUGAACCUAUAUUUCUCACAGAUAUUUAGCGUUUCUCCCUCCCUGCCGUUGUUUUCUACGAGGCCUUAUUUGAUCAGGUUCCACAGGAUGUUGGAAGGGUAUUGUAUUAUACGGCGGGAGAUGAUGUAAUUCAUCAAACAGAGAGAGGGUUGUUACGGGAAUAAUAGUUUAACAGUUCUUCUUUACUUUCUGUUGGCUUAUUGGGAAGAACAAGCCUGUAUGAUUAUUUACUAUUGUCAUAAAAAAGACAAGGAAAUAAUAAUAAUAAUUAUUAUUAUUAAGUACAUGAGUUGACAUCAUUCAUUCUUCUUAACAGUACAAUGUUGCUUGUAUGUUCUUACAUUCUGACUUUUCUGUGCCAAAAUCUAGAAACAAAUGGACAUGCAGGGUGACAGUUUUAUGGGCAAUUUCCUGAUGGAAAAGAAAGAGGCUUAAUGUGAGAAUCCUUUAAAAGAGACCAAAUAAGGGAUUGAAUGAUUUCAGAGGAACAACUUUGCUGUUUGCAAAAUGCAUAUGGCUUUCUCUUUCUCAGCCCUCGAUGAAAAUGAGAUAUGUCUCCUUUCGUUAUGUUGAUUGUGUGUGUGUGUGUGUGUGUGUGUGUGUGUGUGUGUGUGUGUGUGUGUGUUUGCGCGCGUGUGUGCAUUUUGCGGUAGUGAAAUCUCUGAUCUCAUCCCAGAUGGGUAAUGAUCUCUUGGCAUCGGUGUCUCCAUCCCCGCUCGUUGCCAAACAAGAUAAAUGAGCUCUCCAAUGCCGCCAAUGUGAUUGCUGCAAAAUUUCAUGCUCAACUUGAAACAAUGGCAGAGAUUUCCAUGUAGCUCCGCAAAUAAUUGAAUCUGUCCUCAAUUUCUGUGUGAUGACUCUACCCCACCCGCUCCCUCCUCCUCUGCCUCUCCCCCCUCGGACCCUGUGAGAGAGAGGAGCCCUCCCCCUAUAGCCACCUGAAACCCUCCUCACACACAUAUGGCUGGAGCUGAAGAAAUCAAUUGGGACUUAACUGUUUUAUUUUCUGGUGUCAGUUUAAUUAAGGCGUUAGUUAACAGAGCUGAGGCAGCCAUGGACUGUAAUAGCGAUGUCCCACUCCAUAGUUUGUUGGAAUUUGUGGGUAUUGUUAACUAGUCCUUUGUUAUAUGACUUGAUCUUAAUCUUCAACAGUAUUCACGUUUUUAGAUGUGAAUAUACAUUUGAGUUUCCGAAGGUUUGUAAAUUCGACAUACAUUUUUGCAUAGGCCUAUCAUACAAAGAUGUUGUAUGUACAGAUGACCGAAUUAAUUGGGUGAAUGGGGAAGGAGGUGGAUGUGGAUUAAUCCCCAUUGUAAAAGGCUUUCAGUCCUCUGGGUCUCUCCUUUUCCCUUUCGCUCGUAUCUAACUGUAAUUACACCAGCCAGUAGUGUGCUCAGGAGGCCACCACUGGCCCUGCCUGCCUGCCUCUCUCCCUGCCUGAGAGAUGAAAGGCUGGGAUAUAGGUGGACGCUAGAUGAAGAUAACGGGCUGAUGGAGAUGGAUUGCAGGGGGUUGUGCAGAGGCCUGGGGGGGGCCAGGGAGCCUAUUAAGGUGGGCUAAUCAAAUGAGAAAUGGGCGCAACGCACAGCCUCCCGCACACAUUCAGACUGAACAAAGAACACUUAACGGGGAAGAAUGACAAGCUCUCUCUUUUUCCCUCUUCCUUUCUCUAUUUCUUUCUCUCGCUUUCCGUCCUGUGGAGGUCAGAGGGGAGGAUCACAGCUGAGAUAACAUACACUGAGUGUACAAAACUCUUCCCAUGACAUAGACUGACCAGGUGAAUCCAGGUGAAAGCUAUGAUCCCUUAUUGAUGUCACCUGUUAAAUCCACUUCAAUCAGCAUAGAUGAAGGGGAGGAGACAGGUUAAAGAAGGAUUUUUAAGCCUUGAGAAAAUUGAGACAUGGAUUGUGUAUGUGUGCCAUUCAGAGGGUGAAUGCGUAAGACAAAAUAUUUAAGUGCCUUUUGAACAGGGUAUGGUAGUAGGUGCCAGGCGCACGAGUUUGUGUCAAGAACUGCAACGCUGCUGGGUUUUUCACGCUCAACAGUUUCCUGUGUGUAUCAAGAAUGGUCCACCAAACAAAGGACAUCCAGCCAACUUGACACAACUGUGGGAAGCAUUGGAGUCAACAUGGGCUGGCAUCCCUGUGGAACGCAUUCAACACCUUGUAGAAUCCAUGCCCCAAUGAAUUGACGCUGUUCUGAGGGCAAAAGGGAUGGGGGUGCAACUCAAUAUUAGUAAGGUGUUCUCUGGCUCCAUCCUCCCCUUCUGUUGCUUCAGGGAUUGUGUUCAGUAGGGAGAACUUCUGAAACAGUGCUACUGAAGUUAAGAUUUUAGUUUUCCAUUCUAUGGUUUGCCCUUCUGAACACAACCCCAGGUAGUCCUCCAAAGAACUGUAGUGUCCCAGCUACACAGAGAUGGUGUAGCAGCCAGGGACAUCUUUGCAUGAUGUAGUAUUUCAGGUUAGAUUGUAAGUCUUGUAAGGUUUUAUCAGUACUCAAGGCUACUACAGCUUCAGUGCCCCACAGAGUCCCACUGUGGUCAGAAACCUCAGCCCAGGCCUGAUUCACUGCCCUGUUUUUAUGCCCACAAUGUUUGCUUUACUUGUAUUUCCCUUAGCAUUACGUCUAACCAAUAACUUAACUCAUCUUAUAAAUCAUUUAAAGUUUAGCACAGGUUGUUUGGUAUAUUACAACAUGGAUUUUUGAGGUGUACCUUUACAAAUGAUAGUAGUUUAGAGUCUAGGAAAAGGUUUAGCGAAACGUGAUCUGCGUAGACCAUCUUCCUCUACCAGUCAAGCUAAAUUGUGAUAAUUUAUACACAGGCUUAUGCCCAGUAAAGACAGGGUUACCUAUCCAGGAAGACAAUAGAAUGAGGUAAAGCUGUAAAGUGACAAUGACAAGGAGUCAUUGUGUCAAGGUAUGUUGAAAGUGGUAUAUAGAUACUAAUAAUUGCUAUGAUCUAGUUUAGUAAUGCAGUGCUUGCCUGUCUGUGGUUGGGUUGUGGUUUGGUUGGGGCUGGCCCCCCUGAUACAGUCAUCAAAUGGUUGAUUACUUUCAGCCCAGUGAGGUAAUCCAGUCCCCUCUGCCUAGUGUGUAGUAAACCAGGGGCACACACACACAAACACUCCUGUCCACCAUCCAUCGCUCCAUCGGCUCAGUCCUCCACAUAAAACAAGAUUAAAACCCCCUUUUAUUGCACGAGGGAAUUAAAUAACUUUUAGAAUGUGGUUUCUUAUAAAUCACUGACUAAAUUAAUAUUCAUCGUCAAACCGCCUCGUGUCUGAGAAAGAGACAAGAGGAGGGUUGGUCUUUAUAGGGAAAAGUUUUACUCAGUGCGGCCCAAUGACAGUGUUUGUUGAGUGAAUCACCACAGGGAUUUAUGAAGCUGUUAAAAGGGAAAACACCAGGCUACCGAGGACAGCGCUACUGGGCCUGCUUUAUAAGCAAGCACGCUAAUCAAGACUAAAUGCCUUUUUACAAGCUCCUCGCUAAUAAGGAGAGAUUUUAAAGCUUUAUGGCUAUGGUGUCACAGGACAGGAGACAAUGACUGGCCUCUCCUUUCUGUAGCCAAGGUCUCUGUCCAGUCAAACGAGUUUCAAGUUGACUUGAGUAACAAUCAGCUGUAUUGUAUUGGACUAACAUCAGAUAAAUGAACAUUCAAGGUCUUGAAGUCAUAUACCUUCUGAUGAGAACAUGGCAUUGGUGUGAGUAGAUCUACAGUGGGGAGAACAAGUAUUUGAUAAACUGCCGAUUUUGCAGGUUUUCCUACUUACAAAGCAUGUAGAGGUCUGUAAUUUUUAUCAUAGGUACACUUCAACUGUUGAAACCGGAAUCUAACCGGAAUCAUUGUAUGAUUUUUAAGUAAUUAAUUUGCAUUUUAUUGCAUGACAUAAGUAUUUGAUACAUCAGAAAAGCAGAACUUAAUAUUUGGUACAGAAACCUUUGUUUGCAAUUACAGAGAUCAUACGUUGCCUGUAGGUCUUGACCAGGUUUGCACAAACUGCAGCAGGGAUUUUGGCCCACUCCUCCAUACAGACCUUCUCCAGAUCCUUCAGGUUUCUGGGCUGUCGCUGGGCAAUACGGACUUUCAGCUCCCUCCAAAGAUUUUUUAUUGGGUUAAGGUCUGGAGACUGGCUAGGCCACUCCAGGACCUUGAGAUGCUUCUUACGCAGCCACUCCUUAGUUGCCCUGGCUGUGUGUUUCGGGUCGUUGUCAUGCUGGAAGACCCAGCCACGACCCAUCUUCAAUGCUCUUACUGAGGGAAGGUUGUUGUUGGCCAAGAUCUCGCUAUACAUGGCCCCAUCCAUCCUCCCCUCAAUACGGUGCAGUCGUCCUGUCCCCAUUUGCAGAAAAGCAUCCCCAAAGAAUGAUGUUUCCACCUCCAUGCUUCACGGUUGGGAUGGUGUUCUUGGGGUUGUACUCAUCCUUCUUCUUUCUCCAAACAAGGCGAGUGGAGUUUAGACCAAAAAGCUAUAUUUUUGUCUCAUCAGACCACAUGACCUUCUCCCAUUCCUCCUCUGGAUCAUCCAGAUGGUCAUUGGCAAACUUCAGACGGGCCUGGACAUGCGCUGGCUUGUGCAGGGGGACCUUGCGUGCGCUGCAGGAUUUUAAUCCAUGACGGCGUAGUGUGUUACUAAUGGUUUUCUUUGAGACUGUGGUCCCAGCUCUCUUCAGGUUAUUGACCAGGUCCUGCCGUGUAGUUCUGGGCUGAUCCCUCACCUUCCUCAUGAUCAUUGAUGCCCCACAAGGUGAGAUCUUGCAUGGAGCCCCAGACCGAGGGUGAUUGACCGUCAUCUUGAACUUCUUCCAUUUUCUAAUAAUUGCGCCAACAGUUGUUGCCUUCUCACCAAGCUGCUUGCCUAUUGUCCUGUAGCCCAUCCCAGCCUUGUGCAGGUCUACAAUUUUAUCCCUGAUGUCCUUACACAGCUCUCUGGUCUUGGCCAUUGUGGAGAGGUUGGAGUUUGAUUGAGUGUGUGGACAGGUGUCUUUUAUACAGGUAACGAGUUCAAACAGGUGCAGUUAAUACAGGUAAUGAGUGGAGAACAGGAGGGCUUCUUAAAGAAAAACUAACAGGUCUGUGAGAGCCGGAAUUCUUACUGGUUGGUAGGUGAUCAAAUACUUAUGUCAUGCAAUAAAAUGCAAAUUAAUUACUUAAAAAUCAUACAAUGUGAUUUUCUGGAUUUUUGAUUUAUUUUUUGAUAAGAAUUACAGACCUCUACAUGCUUUGUAAGUAGGAAAACCUGCAAAAUCGGCAGUGUAUCAAAUACUUGUUCUCCCCACUGUAUAUGAUAACACAAAAACAGUGCUUUCUUCAAUGUAGCUAUCGAGCUAGGUAAGUGGCCUGUCUAGUUCUUCUCCUGUACUGUCUCUGUGGUCCUCAGAGCCCUCACUCCUCCUCAUUGAACAACCACACAAGGCCGGUAGUAUAAUAAAUGAAGCCAUAGAUAGCCGAGGCAAUGGGCCCUCCGACCGGCCGCUAAUCGGAGUGGGGGAGCGCUGUGCCUUGCCUCCCGCUGAGAGCUGGUCCAAUAGUAAAUCAAUACUGUAGAUCAGCGCUCCAUCUGGCUGGAAAAUGAGCGGAUCACCAUAAACAUCUGGCUAGCGCCGCAUCCCGGACAAUCACUGGCGGCCAUAUUGAUUUAGUUAUUGCUAGUUCAUAUGCUGCAGGACAGUGUUAAAUGUACAUUCUCCAGGCAGUGGCAUUAAUCAGGGGAUAUUUAGUGGGGCCUGAGAGGUGAGGAGGGGAGGGAGCCGUAAAUCAUGGGUCAGUCAGUGUAGGGAUAGGGCCUGGGAGGAUACAGACAGACAGCUGUUAAAUAGGGAGGUGUCAUGCACAGAAUAAAGACAGCUCGGUGUCCUGACAAGCAAGGACUGAAUGGAAAAACUUGACGUGGAACAACCAUCUCAAAGCAAUCAGAUACUGGGACUGAGGUAGAAGAUUAAGAAUGAUAACGCAUAAAAUGGCCACCAAAUACCUUGGCCUUUGCAUCCCUGCAGUGCUGCUACCAAACAGUUAAAACAAGAGAUUUCAUGAUGUAAUUGUGAUGAUCCUUUCUCUUUGAGUGUCACUGUGACCCAACCCAAGCUUUUCUUCUUUACAGGAUCACAGAGGGCUCGACAGCCACCACGUUCGAAGCACUAAAGGCUCGUAUCCGGGAACUGGAGAAACAGAUCCUACGAGGGGACAGAUAUAAGUGUCUCAUCUGCAUGGUAAGGAUCCACUACACUCCUUUCUUCUCUGUCCAUCCAUUUGCUUUUCUCUCUGACUCAAUGCAUGUCUGCCAUAACGGAGUGUUUGAACCCAAGUAACCCGCCCAUCCACUACUAUAUCAACUCUUGGUGUGCGUUCCAAAUGGCACCCUAUUCCCUUUAUAGAGUGCCAGUUUUGACCAGGGCCCUGUGGGUUUUGGUCAUAUAUAGGGAAUAGUGUGCCAUUAGGGACACAUCGUUGUGGUAUGCAGGCAGAGGCUUUGUGUUGACAUGUACUGUCUGGUGGUUGAAGUGAUUCCUGCAUGGCCUGAAAGUCAGCCCUCCUCCCUCCCUGCCCCUGAUGUGUGUGUCAGAGAGAUUCUGUUGCACCAACUGUCAUCACUUUGAAGCCCCAGCUGCAAGCAGCCCAUUGUAUUGGCAGCUUUGAGGAGUUUCUCUGACCAUUUCAUUUGGGGGGGGUCAAUAAGUGAAAUCAUGUCUUUAGUUAUUGAUGUCACCUUGGUGAUUGACAUCCAUCAACGUAUCCGGUUCCUCGAGAGUUGAUUAUCUGUCAUGUCCCUAAUGACUGGCUCGGCUGUUCUGGUCUGAGAGAAAAUCAGACAACAUGGAUUAAGAACACCCCACACCUGAGCAAUCAGAAUCCUUUCGUAAGUGUUCCUGAGAGUGUGUUGUGGUGGUACUUCCCCCAUCGUCAUAGACCCCACCCACCCUGCCAUCCUCCCAUCCUGAGAAUGAGUGGAGAGUGAAGAUGCCAGAUGCUUUGGCAGCCCCUGCUCCCUGACCCCGGCCCCAACCCGGGCCCACAACUCUGAAAAGCAAGUAAUUACUGACGCCUGCCCCUCCUAAAGGGGGGGCAGAGAGGAGAGGAGAAUGGAUGCAUAUUGAUCACUCCUGCCCUCCGGUGACCAUCGUAAAGCUCAUUUGUCAUUACUGUCGUCUCCUCCCAUCACAAAUCUCACUCGGCCAGGCUGAGGAGUGAAGACGCUCUGCCCUCUGCUCUGACUGACACACCUGUUUGUUGACGGGAUUUAGAUGUCAUUUUUUAAAGAGUGGUGAGGAAAUAGCCUAAACAAUGACCUGAAAGUCUAACCCACCAACUAAGUUGGUCAGGAGUCAUAUUUGACUGCUUACACCUCAUCACUCAUUUUGAAAGACAAAAUGGCGUGGGCUUGUUAGGCAGUAGAGUUGAGGAUCUUUCUCUACAAGCUCCUCAAGGAGUUUGUAACCUGUGUUAUCUGAACACUUGUUAAAGCAUCGUACAGGCAGACCACCUCAGCAGGGUCCUUGUCAGUGGAUCUCUACCACCAUCUACUGUUGCUUUAAGGAACUGGACACUAGAUGGAUGCAUUGGAUUUCACAUCACAUCAUCUUCACAUUCAGUGUUCCCUGUUCUGUUUCAGUACGUUUCAUAGAAACAGCAUAUUCUGGCCUGUAAAGUUAUCUAUAGCUUAUUUUGAUCAGAGCCUGCCACAAGUCUCAACAUAUCACAUCAAAAGAGCUGCAACAGAAACUCUUAUAGACCUCUCUCUCCAGUGCCGCCUGAUGUUGUGUGAGUGCAUGUGUCGGUGUCCGUCCAGUCCGUCCGUACCUGUUUCUAUCUAUGCUUUGUAGUCCGCCACAUUCUUGUGCUCAGCAGUGCCCCCUCUGUACUUCCCUACAGAGGAAAAUAUUCCAAACAGACAGGGCUGAAGACAAGAAUCUGGGCCAAUUGGGGCGGGCCCUCGCGGUAACAGCGCCCAAUGAGAGGCGGUUUGCUGAGAGCUCAAAGCCCCUCCCCCCGCUGAGCAUUUACUGUUUGUAUAGAGGCUACGUUAUGGGCUGCAGCGGCGGCGGGAUUAAACGGCUGCUCCCGCUCCGGAGGGUAAGGCUCUCUGUGCUCACCCACUCUCCUUCCCUCUACCCGCCCACCUGCUCACCCGGCUGGGCUGGCCACUCCCCUCAUCCAUGCCUGUGCUUCUAGCAGUGCUGCCUGGUGCUUUUGUUUUGGUGCCGUCGUUCGUCAGGACUUGUCCAGUGUUGUGCCUGCGACCGUGCAUUUGUGUCAGUCCAAACAGUUCCCCUUUAAUCUCUUGUGCUUAAUGUUCUCUCUCUCCCAUCUCCCUUGUGGCAGGACUCGUACACGAUGCCCCUCACCUCCAUCCAGUGCUGGCACGUCCACUGUGAGGAAUGCUGGCUCAGGACUCUGGUGAGAACCCAACGGCAACCCACCCAGCCUCCACAACACAUCACAACACUGCUGUUGCACGGCAACACUACUUCAUCACAUUACAGCCACUGAUUAUAGAACAGUUUCAUAGUGACUGAACUUCCCACUUCUCUCUCUCUCUAUCGCUCGCUCUCUCUCUUUCUCUCGCUCUCUCUCUCUCUCUCUCUCUCUCUCUCUUUCUCGCUCUCUCAACUCUGAAAUAAAUAGGUCUACUCUAACCUCUGAAUUAUACCCCUUACGUCUAAACACACAAACUUAACAUACUCUUGAGCUAUGUUUGUUUUGUUAUUCGUUUUUCUAAUUUGGUCUUUGGUCAGUGAUUAAUGAAGUAAAUUAUUUAGACAAUUUUGUUGCAUCUGACCACAGGGGUGUAGGUACCUCUUCUCCUCUCUUCUCUUUACAAACACCGUAGUGAGUCCCACCUAACUCAUUAACCCCUUAUUGUACAGUACAGUAGGCCCAACCAGGCAGUGUACCUCCACUGUACUCAUAUCCUUCCAUAUCCUUGCCUGUACAUACAGUUGAAGUCGAAGGUUGGAGUCAUUAAAACUUGUUUUUCAACCACUCCACAGAUUUCUUGUUAACAAACUAUAGUUUUGGCAAGUCGGAUAGGACAUCUACUUUGCAUGACACAAGUAAUUUUUCCAACAAUUGUUUACAGACAAUUUGUUUAUAAUUCACUGUAUCACGAUUUCAGUGGGUCAGAGGUUUACAUACACUAAGUUGACUGUGCCUUUUAAACAGCUUGGAAAAUUCCAGAAAACGAUGUCAUGGCUUUAGAAGGUUCUGAUAGGCUAAUUGACAUAUUUGAGUCAAUUGGAGGUGUACCUGUGGAUGUAUUUCAAGGCCUACCUUCAAACUCUGUGCCUCUUUGAUUGACAUGGGAAAAUCAAAAGAAAUCAGCCAAGACCUCAGAAAAGAAAUUGUAGACCUCCACAAGUCUGGUUUAUCGUUGGGAACAAUUUCCAAGCACCUGAAGGUACCACGUUCAUCAAUCAAUUCAAUCAAUUUUAUUUUAUAUAGCCCUUCUUACAUCAGCUAAUAUCUCGAAGUGCUGUACAGAAACCCAGCCUAAAACCCCAAACAGCUAGUAAUGCAGGUGUAGAAGCACGGUGGCUAGGAAAAACUCCCUAGAAAGGCGAAAACCUAGGAAGAAACCUAGAGAGGAACCAGGCUAUGAGGGGUGGCCAGUCCUCUUCUGGCUGUGCCGGGUGGAGAUUAUAACAGAACCAUGCCAAGAUGUUCAAAAAUGUUCAUAAGUGACAAGCAUGGUCAAAUAAUAAUCAGGAAUAAAUCUCAGUUGGCUUUUCAUAGCCGAUCAUUAAGAGUUGAAAACAGCAGGUCUGGGACAGGUAGGGGUUCCAUAACCGCAGGCAGAACAGUUGAAACUGGAAUAGCAGCAAGGCCAGGCGGACUGGGGACAGCAAGGAGUCACCACGGCCGGUAGUCCCGACGUAUGGUCCUAGGGCUCAGGUCUCUCAGUUGGCUUUUCAUAGCCGAUCAUUAAGAGUUGAAAACAGCAGGUCUGGGACAGGUAGGGGUUUCGUAGCCGCAGGCAGAACAGUUGAAACUGGAAUAGCAGCAAGGCCAGGCGGACUGGGGACAGCAAGGUGUCAUCAUGCCCGGUAGUCCUGACGUAUGGUCCUAGGGCUCAGGUUCUCAGAGAGAAAGAGAGAACGAGAGAAUUAGAGAGAGCAUACUUAAAUUCACACAGGACACUGGAUAAGACAGGAGAAGUACUCCAGGUAUAACCAACUAACCCCAGCCCCCCGACACAUAAACUACUGCAGCAUAAAUACUGGAGGCUGAGACAGGAGCGGUCCGGAGACACUGUGGCCCCAUCCGAAGAAACCCCCGGACAGGGCCAAACAGGAAGGAUAUAACCCCACCCACUCCGCCAAAGCACAGCCCCCGCACCACUAGAGGGAUAUCCCCAACCACCAACUUACAAUCCUGAGACAAGGCCGAGUAUAGCCCACAGAGGUCUCCACCACAGCACAAACCAAGGGGGGGGCGCCAACCCAGACAGGAAGAUCACGUCAGUAACUCAACCCACUCAAGUGACGCACCCCUCCCAGGGACGGCAUGAAAGAGCACCAGCAAGCCAGUGACUCAGCCCCUGCAACAGGGUUAGAGGCAGAGAACCCCAGUGGAGAGGGGAACCGGCCUGGCAGAGACAGCAAGGGCUGUUCGUUGCUCCAGCCUUUCCGUUCACCUUCACACUCCUGGGCCAGACUACACUCAAUCAUAUGACCUACUGAAGAGAUAAGUCUUCAGUAAAGACUUAAAGGUUGAGACCGAGUCUGCGUCUCUCACAUGGGUAGGCAGACUGUUCCAUAAAAAUGGAGAUCUAUAGGAGAAAGCCCUGCCUCCCGCUGUUUGCUUAGAAAUUCUAGGGACAAUUAGGAGGCCUGCGUCUUGUGACCGUAGCGUACGUAUUGGUAUGUACGGCAGGACCAACUCGGAAAGAUAGGUAGGAGCAAGCCCAUGUAACGCUUUAUAGGUUAACAGUAAAACCUUGAAAUCAGCCCUUGCCUUAACAGGAAGCCAGUGUAGGGAAGCUAGCACUGGAGUAAUAUGAUCAAAUUUCUUGGUUCUAGUCAGGAUUCUAGCAGCCGUAUUUAGCACUAACUGAAGUUUAUUUAGUGCUUUAUCCGGGUAGCCGGAAAAUAGAGCAUUGCAGUAGUCUAACCUAGAAGUAACAAAUGCAUGGAUUAAUUUUUCUGCAUCAUUUUUGGACAGAAAAUUUCUGAUUUUUGCAAUGUUACGUAGAUGGAAAAAAGCUGUCCUUGAAACAGUCUUGAUAUGUUCGUCAAAAGAGAGAUCAGGGUCAAGAGUAACGCCGAGGUCCUUCACAGUUUUAUUUGAGACGACUUUACAACCAUCAAGAUGAAUUGUCAGAUUUAACAGAAGAUCUCUUUGUUUCUUGGGACCUAGAACAAGCAUCUCUGUUUUGUCCGAGUUUAAAAGUAAAAAGUUUUCAGCCAUCCACUUCCUUAUGUCUGAAACACAGGCUUCUAGCGAGGGCAAUUUUGGGGCUUCACCAUGUUUCAUUGAAAUGUACAGCUGUGUGUCAUCCGCAUAGCAGUGAAAGUUAACAUUAUGUUUUCGAAUAACAUCCCCAAGAGGUAAAAUAUAUAGUGAAAACAAUAGUGUUCAUCUGUACAAACAAUAGUACGCAAGUAUAAACGCCAUGGGACCACGCAGCCGUCAUACUUCUCAGAAAGGAGACAAGCUCUGUCUCCUAGAGAUGAACGUACUUUGGUGUGAAAAGUGCAAAUCAAUCCCAGAACAACAGCAAAGGACCUUGUGAAGAUGCUGGAGGAAACGGGUACAAACGUAUCUAUAUCCACAAUAAAACGAGUCCUAUAUCGACAUAACCUGAAAGGCUGCUCAGCAAGGAUGAAGCCACUGCUCCAAAACCGCCAUAAAAAAGCCAGACUACGGUUUGCAACUGCACAUGGGGACAAAGAUCGUACUUUUUGGAGAAAUGUCCUCUGGUCUGAUGAAACAAAAAUAGAACUGUUUGGCCAUAAUGACCAUCGUUAUGUUUGGAGGAAAAAGGGGGUUGCUUGCAAGCCGAAGAAAACCAUCCCAACCGUGAUGCACGGGGGUGGCAGCAUCAUGCUGUGGAGGUGCUUUGCUGCAGGAGGGACUGGUGCACUUCACAAAAUAGAUGGCAUCAUGAGGAAGGAAAAUUAUGUGGAUAUAUUGAAGCAACAUCUCAAGACAUCAGUCAGGAAGUUAAAGCUUGGUCGCAAAUGGGUCUUCCAAAUGGACAAUGACCUCAAGCAUACUUCCAAAGUUGUGGCAAAAUGGCUUACGGACAACAAAAUCAAGGUUUUGGAGUGGCCAUCACAAAGCCCUGACCUCAAUCCUAUAGAACAUUUGUGGGCAGAACUGAAAAAGCGUGUGCGAGCAAGGAGGCCUACAAACCUGACUCAGUUACACCAGCUCUGUCAGGAGGAAUGGGCCAAAAUUCACCCAACUUAUUUUGGGAAGCUUGUGGAAGGCUACCCGAAACGUUUGACCCAAGUUAAACAAUUUAAUGGCAAUGCUACCAAAUACAAAUUGAGUAUAUGUAAACUUCUGACCCACUGGGAAUGUGAUGAAAUAAAUAAAAGGUGAAAUAAAUCAUUCUCUCUACUAUUAUUCUGACAUUUCACAUUCUUAAAAUAAAGUGGUGAUCCUAACUGACCUAAGACAGGGAAUUUUUACUAGGAUUAAAUGUCAGGAAUUGUGAAAAACUGAGUGUAAAUGUAUUUGGCUAAGGUGUAUGUAAACUUCCGACUUCAACUGUAAUGCCCUGAAUCUAUUCUACAACGCCCGGAAAUCUGCCCGGUUUAUUCUCUCUACCCAACGCACUAGAAGACCAGUUCUUAAAGCUUUUAGCCGUAUCCUUAUUCUAUUCCUCCUCUGUUCCUCUGGUGAUGUAGAGGUUAACUCAGGCCCUGUAGCCCCCAGUAUCACUCCUACUCCCCAGGCGCUAUCAUUUGUUGACUUCUGUAACCGUAAAAGCCUUGGUUUCUUGCAUGUUAACAUCAGAAGCCUCCUCCCCAAGUUUGAGUUAUUCACUGCGUUAGCACACUCUGCCAACCCUGGUGUUCUAGCAGAGUCUGAAUCCUGGCUUAGGAAGGCCACAAAAAAUUCAGAAAUGUCCAUCCCGAACUACAUCAUCUUCCGUCUAGAUAGAACUGCCAAAGGGGGCGGAGUUGCAAUCUACUGUAGAGAGAGCCUGCAGAGCUCUAUCAUACUAUUCAGGUCUGUGCCCAAACAGUUUGAGCUUCUACUUCUAAAAAUCCACCUUUCCAGAAAUAAGUCACUCACUGUUGCAGCUUGCUACAGACCCCCCUCAGCCCCCAGUUGUGCCCUGGACACCAUAUGUGAAUUGCUUGCCCCCCAUCUAUCCUCAGAGUUCGUACUGCUUGGUGACCUGAACUGGGAUAUGCUUAACACCCCGGCCGUCCUACAAUCUAAACUAGAUGCCCUCAAUAUCACACAAAUUAUCAAGGAACCUACCAGGUACAACCCUAAAUCCGUAAACAUGGGCACCCUCAUAGAUAACAUCCUGACUAAUUUACCCUCUAAAUACACCUCCGCUGUCUUCAACCAGGAUCUCAGCAAUCACUGCCUCAUUGCCUGCGUCCGUAAUGGGUCCGCGGUCAAGCGACCACCCCUCAUCACUGUCAAACUCUCCCUAAAACACUUCAGCGAGCAGGCCUUUCUAAUUGACCUGGCCCGGGUAUCCUGGAUGGAUAUUGACCUCAUUCCGUCAGUAUAGGAUGCCUGGAUGUUCUUCAAAAGUGCUUUCCUCUCCAUCUUAAUUAAGCAUGCCCCAUUCAAAAAAUUCCGAACUAAGAACAGAUAUAGCCCCUGGUUCACCCCAGACUUGACUGCCCUUGACCAGCACAAAAACAUCCUGUGGCGUACUGCACUAGCAUCGAUCAGCCCCCGCGAUAUGCAGCUUUUCAGAGAAGUCAGGAACCAAUAUACACAAUCAGUUAGGAAAGCAAAGGCUAGCUUUUUCAAACAGAAAUUUGCAUCCUGUAGCACUAACUCCAAAAGGUUUUGGGACACUGUAAAGUCCAUGGAGAAUAAAAGCACCUCCUCCCAGCUACCCACUGCACUGAGGCUAGGAAACACUGUCACCACCGAUAAAUCUACGAUAAUAGAGAAUUUCAAUAAGCAUUUUGCUACGGCUGGCCAUGCUUUCCACCUGGCUACCUCUACCCCCCCCCCCCCCCCGCUUCGCCUUCACCCAAAUUCAGAUAGCCGAUGUCCUGAAAGAGCUGCAAAAUCAAAAUAUGGACCCCUACAAAUCAGCUGGGCUAGACAAUCUGGAACCUUUCUUUCUAAAAUUAGCCAUCGAAAUUGUUGCAACCCCUAUUACUAGCCUGUUCAACCUCUCUUUCGUAUCGUCUUGAGAUCCCCAGAGAUUGGAAAGCUGCAGUGGUCAUCCCCCUCUUCAAAGGGGGUGACACUCUAGAUCCAAACUGUUACAGACCUAUAUCCAUCCUACCCUGCCUUUCGAAAGUAUUUGAAAGCCAAGUUAACAAACAGAUCACCGACCACUUCGAAUCCCACCGUACCUUCUCCGCUAUGCAAUCCGGUUUCCAAGCUGGUCAUGGGUGCACCUCAGCCACACUCAAGGUCCUAAACGAUAUAAUAACCGCGAUUGAUAAAAGACAGUACUGUACAGCCGAGUUCAAUGUGUCAAAUCGGAGGGCCUGUUGUCUGGACCUCUGGCAGUCUGUAUGGGGGUGCCACAGGGUUCAAUUUUCGGGCCGACUCUAUUCUCUGUGUAUAUCAAUGAUGUCGCUCUUGCUGCUGGUGACUCUCAGAUCCACCUCUACGCAGACGACAACAUUUUGUAUACAUCUGGCCCUUCAUUGGACACUGUGUUAACAAACCUCCAAACGAGCUUCAAUGCCAUACAACACUCCUUCCGUGGCCUCCAACUGCUCUUAAACGCUAGUAAAACUAAAUGCAUGCUCUUCAAUCGAACGCUGCUUGCACCCGCCCGCCCGACUAGAAUCACUACUCUCGGCGGGUCUGACUUAGAAUAUGUGGACAACUACAAAUACCUAGGUGUCUGGUUAGACCGUAAACUCUCCUUCCAGACUCACAUUAAGCAUCUCCAAUCCAAAGUUAAAUCUAGAAUCGGCUUCCUGUUUCGCAACAAAGCCUCCUUCACUCAUGCUGCUAAACAUGCCCUCGUAAAACUGACUAUCCUACCGAUCCUUGACUUCGGCGAUGUCAUUUACAAAAUAGCUUCCAACACUCAACUCAGCAAAUUGGAUGUAGUCUAUCACAGUGCCAUCCGUUUUGUCACCAAAGCCCCAUAUACUACCCACCAUUGUGACCUGUACGCUCUCGUUGGCUGGUCCUCACUACAUAUUCGUCGCCAAACCCACUGGCUCCAGGUCAUCUAUAAAUCACUUCUAAGGCAAAUCCCCGCCUUAUCUUAGCUCAUUGGUCACCAUAGCAAUACCCACCUGUAGUAUGCGCUCCAGCAGGUAUAUCUCACUGGUCAUCCCCAAAACUAACACCUCCUUUGGCUGCCAUUCCUUCCAGUUCUCUGCUGCAAAUGACUGGAACGAACUACAAAAAUCUCUGAAGCUGGAGACACUUAUCUCCCUCAUUAACUUUAAGCAUCAGUUGUCAGAGCACCUUACCGAUCACUGUACCUGUACACAGCCCAUCUGUAAUUAGCCCACCCAACUACCUCAUCCCCAUAUUGUUAUUUACAUUGUUAUUUAUUUUGCUCAUUUGCACCCCAGUAUCUCUAUUUGCACGUCUAUCACUCCAGUGUUAAUACUAAAUUGUAAUUAUUUAGCACUAUGGCCUAUUUAUUGCCUUACCUCCAUAACUUACUACAUUUGCACACACUGUAUAUAGAUUUUCUAUUUUCUAUUGUGUUAUUGACUGUACGUUUUGGUUUAUUCCAUAUGUAACUCUGUGUUGUUGUUUUUAUCGCACUGCUUUGCUUUAUCUUGGCCAGGUCGCAGUUGUAAAUGAGAACUUGUUCUCAACUGGCUUACCUGGUGAAAUAAAAUAAAUAAAUAAAAAAGGGAAACCUCCAGGACCUUCUGCUGUGUCCUAUGUUUUGGGGAGAAUUUGUUGUCCCCGAUGCACUCCCUCCUCAUCCUGUUUUUUGCUACUACACACAGAAGCAAUUCAUAAAAAGAAAAUUCCCAGCUCAGCCCUCCUCAUCCUCCUCCAAUAUCCAAUAUAUGUGUUCCUUUUUUCAUCACAAAGCCCUGUGUGUGAAAGACAAAGGCAGUGGUGGAAGGAGGGAGGGAAAGGGGGAAGGCUGAGGGGUGGAUAAGAAAUGUGUGUCUGCCGCAGCAGCUUGAUCCUAAUGUGGGCAUUCAAAUGUUGCCCAAAGACAGCAAUAAAAGCAUUGUACGGCAGGGCUCCCCACAUCUUGAUCAAAGUAAAUGCGUGUAAUCUAGUUACCGCCAGGCCUUUUUUAUGAGUUUAAUAGAGCACGGCAUCUGGCCACACCGUACACCAGGCUCAUUAAGAUCAGGUAACUCUUUUAUUUUAUAUGAAGAAAAGAAAGAAAGGCCCUGCUGUCAUUUCUUUGUGUAAAGAGAGGACGAUGGAGGAACCUGGUUCUCAUUGGAGCCGGGGUACGGGUUGGGGGGGUUCUUAGAGGAUGAGGUAUACAACAAUAGAAGAAGGCUGGUACGGUAGCUCGUUUGUCUGUCCGUCUGCAAGGUCGUUGGACACUGAUUUUAGUUCGGUGCAAGCUUCAUUUAUUUUCAAAAUGAACCUGUAGGCUGUUAAGACAACGAGAGCUAACCAGUUUGGGCUUGGUCCAAUACUCCCUGAGUUUUUCUGUUACUGCAUGCUGCUGUUAUGGAGACCACUUCUACUCAAGGCCCCUCCGCCCAUCUCCUUAGCCUGGUCAUCUUUGCUCUAGACAUGAGCAGACCUGUUGGGAGCCACAAAUCCACCGUGGCGUGAGAGCUGCCCGGGCCCCCCAGCUGCCCCCUGACUCCUGGUUCUGGCAGCACAGAGACUCCACUGUUUGCUAA
Coregonus sp. 'balchen' is the source of this 36460-nucleotide messenger RNA. The record is from the annotation of a GenBank genome assembly. NCBI's taxonomy places the organism in Eukaryota, Metazoa, Chordata, Actinopteri, Salmoniformes, Salmonidae.